Messenger RNA from Malaclemys terrapin pileata, 1801 nucleotides. Its product is annotated as zinc finger protein 501-like. Gene Ontology annotation, biological process: regulation of transcription by RNA polymerase II. The transcript has 6 exons. Lineage: Eukaryota; Metazoa; Chordata; Testudines; Emydidae. The coding region runs from base 5 to 1801 and encodes 598 amino acids. Gene Ontology annotation, molecular function: RNA polymerase II cis-regulatory region sequence-specific DNA binding; DNA-binding transcription factor activity, RNA polymerase II-specific. Gene Ontology annotation, cellular component: nucleus. The record is from RefSeq and is a predicted model, not a curated record.
GCAGAUGGGUGUCAGGAUGGGUUUAGGGGCUAACGACAGCCUGGAAUCGGACAGCCUGGAAUCCGGGACAGAUUUCCACAUCCAUGCAGGUGUGGAAGAGUCCAGAGCAUCUCUCUGCAGGACGAGAACCUGGGGGAAUCAGGCUGUAACAUGCCCUCAAGCCCCUUUUGAAACCUUCCCAAUCGCCCCCGACAGGCUGAGGAAUCCCAUCCAGAUUUCACUCAAGAUCGUCCCAUCUUCCAUUGGACAGGGAAGGGAAAUGGCCGUGAUGGAGUCAGCUCAGUUGCCGGUGACCUUCGAGGAGGUGGCUGUGUAUUUUACCCAGGGUCAGGGAGCUCUGCUGGACCCCAGUCAGAGAGCCCUCUACAGGGACGUCAUGCAGGAGAACUAUGAGAUGGUGACCUCGCUGGGAUUUCCCAUUCCCAAACCUGAACUGAUCUCCCACCUGGAACGAGGGGAAGAACUGUGGGUCCCGGAUCUCCAGGUCUGUGAGGAAAGAGAGAUCCUGAGAGGCAAUCGCACAGGUGAUGAGACAGUGGAUGAGAAGAAGAAUGGGAAUCAUCAUGAGGAAGUUCCUGGGCAAGUGGAACCACAGGGGACCGUUGUGGGAAGUGCUGAAGGGAGUUUAUCCCAGUGCUUGGAAGAGGGAGAAGCCUGGGGAAAUUGGCACAAGUCAGAGAGGCGAAUGAAAAACCACCCAAGGAAGAAAGUGGAUGAAUCUAUUAUAUGUAGGGGAGGAGACAAGGAUCCCACAGCCCAGCAGACAAAUCCUAAGGAAGAGAAACCCUAUCAGUGCCUCGAAUGUGGAAAAGGGUUCAUUUUCAGAUCACUGCUUGUGACACAUCAGACAAUCCAUACUGGAGGGAAACCCCUUCAAUACUUGGCCCAUGGGGAAAGCUUCAAUAACUGCUCAGAUCUUAAUAACCAUGGGAAAAGCCACAUGGGAGAGAAACCCUAUCAAUGCCUUGAAUGUGGAAACUGUUUGAAUUGGAAAUCAGAAUUAAUUACACAUCAGAGAAUCCAGACAGGGGAGAGACCCCAUAAGUGCUUGGAUUGUGGAAAAAGUUUCAUACAGAGGUCACACCUUGUUAAACAUCAGGCAAUCCACACAGGAGAGAGACCACAUAAGUGCUUGGACUGUGGGAAAAGUUUCAUACAGAGGUCAGACCUCACUAAACAUCAGGCAAUCCACACAGGAGAGAAACCACAUAAGUGCUUGGACUGUGCAAAAAGUUUCAUACAGAGGUCACACCUUAUUAAACAUAAAGUAAUCCACACAGGAGAGAGACCCCACAAGUGCUUGGACUGUGGGAAAAGUUUCAUACAGAGUUCACACCUUAUUAAACAUAAAGCAAUCCACACAGGAGAGAGACCCCACAAGUGCUUGGACUGUGGGAAAAGUUUCAUAUGGAGGUCAGACCUUCUUAAACAUCAGGCAUUCCACAGAGGAGAGAGACCACAGAAGUGUUUGAACUGUGGAAAAAAAUUCAUAUGGAGGUCAGACCUUGUUAAACAUCAGGCAAUCCACACAGGAGAGAGACCUCACAAGUGCUUGGACUGUGGGAAAAGUUUCAUACAGAGUGCACACCUUAUUAAACAUAAAGCAAUCCACACAGGAGAGAGACCCCACAAGUGCUUGGACUGUGGGAAAAGUUUCAUACAGAGGUCAAACCUUCUCAAACAUCAAGCAAUCCACACAGGAGAGAGACCACAGAAGUGCUUAGCCUGUGGAAAAAAUUUCAUACGGAGGUCACACCUUGUUAAACAUCAGGCAAUCCACACAGGAGCUAAACUUCUGUGA